CCAUUCCUCCCCCAGCGCUGCGUGUGCAGCCUCCCGCGGGCACCGCUCCACUGCCCGGUCCCCGGCCGUCCCAGGCGGGCUCCUUCGCCCGCAGCCAUGGCAGAGCAGAGCCAGCAGCAGGAGCGGAGGGAGCCCGAGCGGCCCGCGUACUUCGCAGCCCUGGGCUCGGGCAGCCCCAAGCCCAGGCAGAAAUUCGGGGGCAUGUUCUGCAGCGUGGAAGGAGCCUUUGAAAACAAAACGCUGGACUUGGACGCGCUGAGCGGCGGCAGGAGAGGCGGCCAGACGCCGGAGCGAGGGGCGCUCCGCCAGCUCUCCAGCGACUCCCCAGGGCAGAGCGAGAGCAGCCCUGCUCUCACCCCAGCCGGAGGGGAGCCUUCCCCGCCCGCUGCUGGGGCAGCCGGAGGCGCGCCUGAUGGCUACACUCAGAGUGACCGGCUUCUAAUCAAAGGAGGAAAGAUCGUCAAUGAUGAUCAAUCAUUUUAUGCUGAUAUCUAUGUGGAAGACAGUUUGAUAAAGCAAAUUGGAGAAAAUCUGAUAGUUCCUGGUGGCGUCAAAACUGUUGAUGCCUAUGGCCAGUUGGUUAUGCCAGGAGGAAUAGAUGUCCACACUAGACUACAGAUGCCUGUGAUGGGAAUGACCUCCGCUGAUGACUUUUAUCAAGGCACAAAAGCAGCCCUAGCAGGAGGAACCACCAUGAUACUUGACCAUGUAUUCCCUGACUCUGGAAUGAAUCUGCUUUCUGCAUAUGACCAAUGGAGAGAGUGUGCUGAUAACAAAGCCUGUUGUGAUUAUUCCCUGCAUAUUGACAUCACACGCUGGCAUGAGAGCAUAAAAGAGGAACUGGAAGCUCUAGUGAAAGACAAAGGUGUGAACUCCUUUCUAGUUUUCAUGGCUUAUAAAGACAAGCUCCAGUGCACUGAUGCUCAGAUGUAUGAAAUAUUCAACAUUAUUCGCGACCUGGGUGCCAUUGCCCAAGUGCAUGCUGAAAAUGGAGACAUAAUUGAUGAGGAGCAAAAGAGACUGUUGGAACUUGGAAUUACUGGUCCAGAGGGGCAUGUUCUUAGCCACCCAGAGGAGGUUGAAGCAGAGGCAGUGUACCGUGCAAUUACAAUAGCAAAACAAGCCAACUGCCCGUUGUAUGUCACAAAAGUAAUGAGCAAAGGUGCCGCAGAUGUGAUAGCUCAAGCAAAGCGAAAAGGCACAGUUGUGUAUGGAGAGCCAAUUACAGCGAGCCUUGGCACUGAUGGAUCACACUACUGGAGUAAGAAUUGGGCUAAAGCUGCAGCCUUUGUUACAUCCCCACCAGUUAGCCCUGACCCUACUACAGCUGAUUAUCUCACUUCUCUGUUAUCAUGUGGGGAUCUGCAGGUUGCAGGCAGUGCCCACUGCACAUUUACCACCGCACAGAAGGCAGUAGGAAAGGAUAACUUUACCCUUAUUCCAGAGGGAACAAAUGGCAUUGAAGAAAGAAUGUCAAUAAUUUGGGAGAAGUGUGUGGCCUCGGGGAAGAUGGAUGAGAAUGAUUUUGUAGCAGUGACCAGUACAAAUGCAGCCAAAAUCUUUAAUUUUUAUCCCAGGAAGGGACGAAUUGCUGUCGGUUCUGAUGCUGACCUAGUUAUAUGGAAUCCCAAGGCUACAAAAAUUGUCUCAGCAAAAACCCACCAUCUGAAUGUGGAAUAUAAUAUAUUUGAAGGGACAGAGUGUCGUGGUUCCCCUACUGUUGUUAUAAGUCAAGGAAAAGUUGUGCUGGAAGAUGGAAACCUCUUUGUCAUCCAAGGGUCUGGUCGCUUUGUUCCUAGAAAGACAUUCCCUGAUUUUGUUUAUAAAAGAAUAAAGGCAAGAAACAGGCUUGCUGAAAUUCAUGGUGUUCCCAGGGGGCUUUAUGAUGGGCCAGUUCAUGAUGUCAUAGUGACUGCUAAAGCUGCAGCCCCAACUCCUACUUCAAGGAUAGCUCCCUGCUCAGGCAAAAUACCAACUCUUCCUGUCCGUAAUCUGCAUCUGUCAGGAUUCAGCUUGUCUGGAUCUCAAACAGAUGACCAUAUUGCAAGACGCCCUGCUCAAAAAAUCAUCGCACCCCCUGGUGGACGUUCCAAUAUUACAUCUUUGUCAUAAUGAUUCCAAAUGGGAUGUAUUGUAUUCCCUGCCAAUCAGUCUUGGUUUCCACUGGAGCAGGUGAUCUGGGGAACUGCAUUUUUCAACAUCAGUUUCACAUUUACAGAAAAUGUAUCUUAAAAGAUUGCCUUGUUUACACUCACCCAGAACACCUUGCUUUAUGAGCUGGAAGUGCAGCUCUAAGUAGCAACCUUAACAAUUAAUUAUAGGGCAUAAUGUACACGGGCAGGGCAAGGGGCUUGGGUGGAGUGGACACCAUGGAAAUAUAAAAUUGAUCUGCCAUCAAGCUCAGGAUAAAAUUAACCAUGCAUCAGUUUACCCACCCCCCUAUCUUUCUCUGAAUGGAAAAUAGGCUAAAAAUACCCAAGAUAAUAGAACUCCCAUCAAGUAUUUUAAAUAUGUUUCUCGCUCAAAUAGAUAUUCAGCAGAUCUUUGACAUGUGCAUGUAAACAAUAAGAAGUUAAUUUAAAAAUGUGUUCAGCAGUGCUGCUGGCCGUCUUGUAAUCAGGACAAAGCUGUAGACAUGUUUUGUGUUUAAUAGGUUCUUUGUUUCCUUUCCAAUAACAACUACUGCCCUUUGUACUCUUAAGGAAUUUUAACUGGUAAACACUCAACUCUGUAUGUUUUUAAUACAGUUAGUUAUAUAUAUCUUGUGGUUGAACUGAUCAAUAAUCAUAUAUUUAUACUAUCUCAUUGCUCAGGCCUUGAACAUGCCUUGGGAAUCAUUGUCACUCUGUACCAAUGUGACAGCAUGAAUAUAAGAAAUCGAAGUGUGUUCUGAAUGUUCAUGGAGUUAGUUGUCAUAGUGUCAAUAUAGGCAUACUAAUGUAUUGAGCUUUUGGGGUUUUUUUUCAUAGUUGUAUUUCUGGAACACAGAGCUGACAGUGGAAGUUCCAGUGUAUUUUAGUCUUUUUGUUAGACUUGUUUUUUAAAGAUUAUUUAUACAGUUUUCCAAGUACCUAGCAAAGGCACAUUUGAAGGCCAGUUGCAUCUGAUGAACUCUUUUAUAAAGCUUAAUACAACAGGUUUAUUAUAUUUAAAGCUCUGUACAGUAAAGGUGAUCUUAUAUGCAGUAUCAUUCCAUAAAACUAUGCAUGUAAUGUCAACAAAAUCAUUAUUUGGUUUUUUUGUUCAUUGCUUUCAAUAAAGUUUGUUGGAAAUCACCAAAAUUAUAAGGCUAUUUGAUUAAUCUUUGUCUACUGUCUCCUACUGUAGGCUCUUAUCCAUAGUGAAUCAUCAAACUUAUACACUUUGAGUUUGAUCUGGUUCCCUUUAUCAAAGGAAAGAAGCCUAUUGACUUCAGAGAAUUUGGAUGAGGUCUUGUUUACCAAGGGCUCUAUAAUUAGACUGUUCAUAGUUCCCAAACUAGUUUGAGUGCUUACCUCAAACUCUUUGAGCUGUAAAUCAGGCUGAAAUACUAUAAGCUCAGUCAGUCUUCCCCAUUAGAUUUCUAGUACUUCCUGGUUUCUCCUAGACUAGUGAAAGCCUUGAGAAUGAAAUUUCUUGGACUAUUUCCGUACUUCCAUUUUUAGCCCCAUCUGAAACUAGGAAGUAAAGAUGCACAUAAAAAUUAUGGAAAGACAACAGUUCUGGAUUUGCUACAGUGGCAAAGACAUAUGAAAUCUUCCCAUACUUUCAUUUUAGAUUUGUGUUUUGAUAAAAAUUUCAUCUGGAUGUAGCAAAAUUAUAGUCUUUGAAUGGAGUGUUUCAUUGUUUGGAAUUAUUGCUUCAGUUUAUGGCCCUAUUGUUAUUUCACUAGUUCAGCUGAAAGAAACUCUUGAGCUAAUAAAUCUUUUACAGGGCUAUUCUUUCCUAUUAAUACAUUUUAGGAAAGUGAAAAAUUUUAGGAGUAAAAAAAUGUGCAGUAAAUAUAAAAACAGCCCUGGGUUUCAGAGUGUACAGGGGAUUAAGCUGGGCCAGAAUAAAGCCCUAAUGUUUCUUCUUCUUCUUCUUCUUCUUCAUAAAAAUGACUUUAAGUCUUCAGAAACUAUACACACCAAGUACUUGAAAAAACAAAAUGAUCUUUCCCAGAGGUGUAGUUACCUCAGCUCACAGCCUUCUAGCCAACCAUUCGCAAACACGUUGGCUAGAAUGCCAAACUUCAUUAGAGCACUGAAAAAGAUAAGAGCUUUGAAACCUCCACCUGCCACACAGAUAAGUGAUGAGGCUAUAAGAUGUUGCUGUAACUGUCCCUUUUUCAUUUCCAUAUGGGUUUUCUGUACCAUACACUCAUACUCCAUUGAUUCACGAUAGGCAAACCUCAAAAGAAUGGCUCGUGAAAUUGCUAGUAAUUCCUAGCUUUGGUAGAGCUUCUGUUCCCGUAUGUCAAUGUAUUGCAUAAGUUCCAGAAUCCAAAAAUUCUGAAGUUUCUGCAUUUUUUUAACUUCACAAUAGAUUUUGGGCCUGUAGUUUUUGGGCAAUGACUGAGGCCAGUACUUUUUGUAAUGGACUAUUUUAUCCAUCCUUAUGCUGAAAUACCAUAGCGAUGUGCUGCACUAGAUACAACUAAGAUAGAUACAACUGGUAGCGACAGAAUGAGUUCCUUUCAAUGAAUUCAGCGUUUGGAAUAAUUGUUGAGAAUUUUUGUUGCUCUUGUAAAGAAUUUUGAGCGCUGGACAGUGUGUCAGUUGGGGGACACACUCCUUUAAUUGCAUUUAGAGCUUCUAAAAACCCCAGACAUUGUCAAAACUUAUGCAAUAGUUCUGUCUUAUUUACAGAUGUGAUGAUCAUCCCUCUUCAAGCUGUCUCAGACUGGGUUCCCAGUAAUUGAAGCACUCAAUAAUACAAGUCAUUUGCGAAAAUCUAGGCUGCAUCAAGCCCACAUGAAAUUAUACUCCGUUCAGGUCAACCUUCCAUUUCAUUUUAUAUUAUAUUUCAAUAUUAUAUUGGUGCACCUGUGCCAAGGCUUGAUUUUUAAAUGUAUUUAUCUGUUUUCCAACAAAAUUUAUGAAGUUAUGACAUUGGAUACCUUUCAUGGAAUAUGAAAAGACACAAAGCUAAAUUCUGCUGGUAUAAAGAAGGCAAUUGGAGUUUUGGUUAAUUGUGAAAGUUAGGCCAUGAGUCAGCAAGCACUUAACUUCAAGCAUGUGCUUCAGGCCCAUUGAAGUGAAUAAGAGUCAAGACCCAGUACACAAUGAGAUUACUGGACAUAGAAAAGUAUCUGAGGUGCUCUGAAAUGUUGUAAGGAUCUCCAAGCAUGUAAGAUCCAUGUAGCUACUCAAGUGCAGAGAGAGGGGCAUGAUGUUACAUUUGUCACAGGAGGAAAAGCAGCAAAUACAUUUGGGGAGUUUUAACCUUCUGAAUAAACAAAGUCUGAUUUAUGAAAAUCUAUUAUCCCUCACCAUUUACUUUUCAGUGGAUGAAACUUUGGGGCUAGCUAAAGACCAAGAAUAUCAUGAUGAGGGAUUUGAACAAAGCUGAGUGCUGGUAUAAUAACAGGCUGAGGCUAAGAGAAUCUCACUGAGAAAUUAGGUCAUUUUUGCCAUCCAAGGGCACUAAUAAAUAUUCUGUCACAAUGAACGUAUCGUAUAUGAGGGAGUGUAGACUAAUGGAGGAUGACAGGUUGUCUGGGUUCUAAAAGUCUUUGGAUAAAAGCCCUCACUUGUGAAAAUGUAGAUGCUCCUAAAAUCAACCUCCAAGUACCUCUGUUUUGCCAGCAGCCCCGCUGGCCUGAUAAUCUAUAUAUUACUCUUCUUGAAAGACGUUAUCUAUGAAUUGCCAACAAAUCAGUUUUUUUAGCACAGAAAUUUUCAAAAGCACAAAAGUAAUCAUCAUGAUAUAGUAUCAGAGGGGUAGCCGUGUUAGUCUGGAUCUGUAAAAGCAGCAAAGAAUCCUGUGGCACCUUAUAGACUAACAGACGUUUUGGAGCAUGAGCUUUCGUGGGUGAAUACCCACUUCAUCAGAUGCAUGCAUGCAUAUAUGCCCUUGGAUAUACUAUGUCACUGCAUCCCAGACAUACACUGCUAACCUGCCCUACACGCUGACACACAGACAGGGGCGGCUCUAGACUUUUCACCACCCCAAGCACGGUGGCAUGCCGCGGGGGAUGCUCUGCCGGCCGCCGGGCCCACGGCUCCAGUGGACCGCCCGCAGGUGUGCCUGCGGAGGGUCCGCUGGUCCAACGGCUCCGCCGAAGCCGCGGGACCAGCAGAUCCUCCGCAGGCAUGCUGCCGAAGGCAACCUGCCUGCCGCCCUCCUGGCAACCGGCAGAGCGCCCCACCGCAGCAUGCCACCCCAAGCAUGCACUUGGCGUGCUGGGGCCUGGAGCUGCCCCUGCACACAGAGAGGCACAGGCUGAAAAAUGUAGCUACGCAAGAAGCUAGCCUUUAUCAGGAAUGGGCUCAAUUGUAAAAAUGAGAUCCCUGAUUCUAAAGCAACAAUAUGUGGAAACUCAGCUCCUAAAAUAUAAUUGGCACUGAAAAUGCACAAAUCAUAUCAAAUAACACUCUUGUUGAGGAUUCCUCCCACACAUGUAUUCAAACUGUUAUACUCUGCAGCCUUGGCAUAUUUCCUAGAAAGCCUCAUACCAUGACCUUUGCGUCUCUUCUACUCACAGGAGGUACGUCCCUGUGUGGGUGAAAGAGCAAAGACUACAGUAAUUGCUCUGUCCCUAAGUUUGAAGGGUGAAAGCACUUCAUAGGCCCUCAAAAAACUUGGAAAAAACGUAUACAAAAACUUGAUGCAAGGUUUCGAUUGCAGGGCCUGCCUUCUUCCCUAUCUGACCUCUCAUUACAGCACUUGAGAGCAUCCUGCUUAGAUUUGCUGAAUAUACCCCAGUAUAAUCACAAAGUCAGUUUUUUCCCAUAGGGGCCUGUGAUUGUGGAGUGUUCUCAUGGUGCAGCAAAGCCCAUUAGUCAAAUCUUAGCAGGAGAAACUGAAACCUUUCCCUUUCCCCAUCAGUGUGUGUUUGGUGAUGUUAGUUUCUUUCCAUUAGUUGAUGGGUCACUAGGAUUUUCCAUGCUAGAUCAGGUAAUUUAUUUGGUUACUGGGCCUUAUUGCCCUUUCCAAAAUGUCUGACAUCUUGUGUCAUUUGUGUGACCCUCAGAGGUCUUCCAGCUGAUGAGGAGCUUUUAGAAACAUUCAUGCCAAAUGGUGCCUGACUCCUGCAAGGGAGGUGGGAGGGAAGGAAGGAGGCUAGUUGUCAGUGAAAGCUGCAGGGAGCCUUCCUCUCCAUCGCAUUCCCCUCUGUGACAGGUCUAUUAUUAAUUACAUUUGCAGUCCCUGCUCCCUCCGGUUUCCCCCUAAGCAUUCAUCACCACAAAGAGGAAGGAGAUGUGUCCUGACCCCCAUCUAUACCCGCAGAGAAGACCAGACAUGGUGAAUGUUGCAGUCGAAUAUAUGUUCAGGAUAAUCAAAGAUAUAUUAAUGUGCAAUUGUUAAAAAUCCUAUGUCUGGUCAAGGAAGUGGGAUUCACUAAAUAUUAGGGGCCAGAUUCUCAGGUGGUUAUAAGUCAGUAUAGCUGACUUCAAUAAAGCAACUCUGAUUUAUAACAGCUGAGGAUGUAGCCCUACAUCUCUUACCAUUGAUCAUUUCUCAGAGAUCUUUUCACAUUUACUUUUCACUUGUCACAUGCCUGAGAAGGCCAUUUGAGGGGAGAAAUGGGGUAAUCACCAUCCUUAAGGGUCAUUGGUGGAAGUAUCCACAUAUGGUAGCAUAUAGUCUUUGUCUGCUUCCUGACUUGCAAAUACACAGGAUCUGUAAAUAUUUCUUUAGGCCUCACUGUAUAAUGGAAUAUUAAGAAGAAAGUUCAGAAUACUUGGUUAUUUGUAAAUGUGUUUGUCCCUAAUUUCUUUUGACACAUUUUCUGCAUGCUCCUGAUCAGAUAAAUCUUGAUUGUGGUUUAAAAUAUGAGAUUCUGUGAACAUUCUUUGUACACAGAGACAUAAUGAAUACUCUGAAAGGUUUAUAUUUCAGCGUUUGGACAUUCUGUGUGUAUAAUUAUUAGCGUAGGUGCUGUCUUGUAAAGUAGGCAAUUCAGAAGUCAGGAGACUGCUCUGUUGGGGCCACUAAAGUCGACAGGACUUUGGCAUUAAAUGCAAAGGCAACAGAAAAAUGAGGAGAGGAGGAGGAGGAGGAGGCUGAAAUAGGAACAAAUACAAUAUAACUCUUUUCUUCUCUGAAGUGCUGGUAGCAUCUUGUUUGUUGUAAUUUAAGUGAACACACCAACAAUAGUGCAGGCCAAUAUAUCAAUACCAAAGAGCAUGUAAUGAGAAUAUGCUAUAAUAUUCUUGAAACAUAUGCUCAUUUAUAGGUCACUAUAUAGCACAUUAUGCUAAAUCUUGGUCUUUUUUGGCUAACAUCAAGUGCAUAACUAAUUUAAUAUCAUAGAGUAAUAGAACUAGAGAUGGAAAAUAAGUAGUGGGUAAAUUAAUCCAUCCCCCAAGUCACUGCAAGCUUUUUCUCUACAAUUGCUUUCUAAUUCUGGUCUACUCAAUUACCCAUCACUAUGUUUUAUAGUAAUACUGGAAACAGGAUAUAUCGUCUAUCCUGAAACUGGGUCCUGCAUGCCCAGGGGGGUCAGUGGACUUCAUCCCUAACUGCUAGAGUUCUAACGCUAGUCACUUUUUUUUUAAAAAGGCCACCUGUUCAAGUUGUGGUGCAUGAUGAUGGAUCCUGCUGCCCAGUCAGGAGGUGGCAUUAUUGGGCACUCAUCCGAAAGGUUAGCCACAGAAAGAAUUUAAUAUGUGAUGAUUCAGGCAGCAGGGGCGACAAACAAGAAUUAUAAAGAGACUCUCCCCUAACCUGUAACCGGACAGCUGCAAUGAAUGUUCAGAAAAGAAAUCUGAUUUUUACAAAGGUUUCCAGUCCCAUGACAUCACUAAAUGUCAACCAAAGAGAAAGCUGUGUGCAAGCCCAUCUGAUGAUUUGUUUAGAAAGUUUCACAGCUACCCAGCUAUCAGAGAGGCCAACAGAUGCGUCCAAGGCUGUUUCUGCACAGAAAAAAGUGAAGAUUACGGCAUAUAGAGGUGGUAGAGUUGUAAGGAUAAGGCACUAGCCAGAUCCCCAACUUGUGUAAAUUGGUGUAGCUCUCUUGUCUAUUCUGCUUCAGAACAUCUGGGCAGGGCCGGCUCCAGGCACCAGCAUCCCAAGCAGGUGCUUGGGACGGCAAUCUGCAAGGGGCGGCAGGCUGUGUGCUUUUGCCCCCAAUCAGUGCACCGAAUUGCCACCAUGGACGGUGGGCGCAGGCCUUGUGCCGUUAGGGCAGCAUGCACGUUUCCGCCGUGGCGGCAAUUUGGCUGCAGCUUCUAGCUUCAGCUGUCAGCGGCGGCGCAGCUUCUGUCUUCCGGCUGAAGACAGAAGCUGCUGCCGAAUUGCCACUGCUGCGGAAACACGCGUGCUGCCCUAAGGGUACAUGGACUGUUUCCGCUGUCUGCGGCGGCAAUUCGGCGCGCUGCUUGGGGCAGCAAAAACAGUAGAGCUGGCCCUGCAUCUGGGGAUCCAGCCCAUCAUUUUUCUGUUACAAUUAGUGACAUUCACCCCGUGCGUCAUAUAAGCCGUAUGUUAAGGGCAUAAGUGGGACUUAGAUGUGGGACUGAAGUGGUACAAAGGGCCUUAUGAGGGGACCUCUGAGAUUAAAAUCUUGUGUUUAAACUGUUGUCAUGUUUUCUUUGGGUCUCUGUAGAUAAGUAAGCAUGGUAUAGAUGUUGGCAUUUUGGUAUAUUACCUUUGUAUAUAAACAGAGUUAUUUAGAAUUACUUUUCAACCACACCAACCAAAA
Messenger RNA from Gopherus flavomarginatus (Mexican gopher tortoise), 9829 nucleotides. RefSeq names its product dihydropyrimidinase like 4 (gene DPYSL4). Gene Ontology annotation, molecular function: hydrolase activity, acting on carbon-nitrogen (but not peptide) bonds, in cyclic amides. The transcript has 15 exons. The record is from RefSeq and is a predicted model, not a curated record. Gene Ontology annotation, cellular component: cytosol; cytoplasm. Lineage: Eukaryota; Metazoa; Chordata; Testudines; Testudinidae. The coding region runs from base 97 to 2112 and encodes 671 amino acids.